Molecule: messenger RNA, 1476 nt
Organism: Loa loa (African eye worm)
Lineage: Eukaryota; Metazoa; Nematoda; Chromadorea; Rhabditida; Onchocercidae
Exons: 6
Coding region: 1-1476 (491 amino acids)
Source: RefSeq, a predicted model, not a curated record
AUGUUGAAGAAUUUCUUAUUCAUUUCAGGAAAGAAACGAUCAAGGAAAUUGCGGCAUGUUCAACGAUAUCCAGGGAAUGCAUAUUUUUUACUGGAUGAUACUGAUGGUGAUGAUGAAUCUCAAUGGAACGUAAAUAGGUAUCGUGAAAAUGAUAAUGAUGAUAUACAACAACAACAACAACAACAACAACAAGAAUCUAAUCCAAGAUUCGAGAAUCUUAACCGGGAAACGACAACAACAUCGAGUGAAGCUAAAUGGGGAACAGUAAAAGAAUCAUAUGAUGAUCAUGUUAAUUAUUGGGAAACAACAACAUCAUGGUAUUGGAAUACUACACCAAAACAAUCAUAUCAAAAAGAAAUAACACCAACAUAUCGAGAUAUUUCGGGUUCAAGUUUCUGGCAAACAUCUACCAAUUAUCCAUUUUGGCGAGAAAAUAUUGAAACAAUAACAACUACUAAUACUACAUUACCGAUUGCUCAUACUACAGUUUCUACCACUACUUCUGCAUCAUCGAUUCAUGAAGUAGCAUCAGAUGUAACCGAAGAGUUUAUCUGGGGACGAUUGUUUAUUGUGACACCAACUUCAUCUUCAAAAUUAAAUCAACCACUUGCUCUACCAAUGAAAACUUGUCCACAUCGCUUUGAUGCUGUCACACGUGCAUAUAACGGUCGAACAUAUGUAUUUGCUCGUGAUCGUGUUUAUCAACUUUGGAGACAUGAUAACUUACAUCAAAAGGCAUCAUUUCAUAUUAAUGAAAUGUUUCCGGAUGGUCCACGUACCGUUACGGUUGCUUACACUAACAGUAGAAGCGGUGUAACCGUACUUAUCGAACAUCAAACUGUCUAUCGAUAUCGUUGGAAUCGAAAGAAUAAAGUUUUCUAUGUUAGUGACAUUAUUUUCUAUGUUAGUGACAUUGUUACAUAUAACGGUCGAACAUAUGUAUUUGCUCGUGAUCGUGUUUAUCAACUUUGGAGACAUGAUAACUUACAUCAAAAGGCAUCAUUUCAUAUUAAUGAAAUGUUUCCGGAUGGUCCACGUACCGUUACGGUUGCUUACACUAACAGUAGAAGCGGUGUAACCGUACUUAUCGAACAUCAAACUGUCUAUCGAUAUCGUUGGAAUCGAAAGAAUAAAGUUUUCUACCUUGCACGAAAGAGUCCACAAACAUUAACAAAAAAAAUGCCAGUAUAUCCUCGUGCAGGAUUUCAAUGGAUUGAUGGUAAUCAAGUUCUUGUCGAAGGAGAUAAUUUUGCAACAUAUGAUGCUUACUGGAAUGUAGCAACAUUUUCCGGCUUAACGACAAAUUAUUUUCCACAAUUUCCACGUGAUCUAAUUGGAUUAACAUAUCAGAAUAGCUCACUGUUCAUUCUGUAUACAGCUUCCAACAGUAUUCAGAUCUAUGAUACAGGAAAAUAUCGCGUGAUACAAGAAUAUCCCAUUCAAAUUAGUGAAUUUGUGGGCUGCUCUGAUGAUUAA